Messenger RNA from Pyricularia grisea, 2119 nucleotides. RefSeq lists its product as uncharacterized. Gene Ontology annotation, molecular function: single-stranded DNA 5'-3' DNA exonuclease activity. The transcript is spliced from 2 exons. NCBI's taxonomy places the organism in Eukaryota, Fungi, Ascomycota, Sordariomycetes, Magnaporthales, Pyriculariaceae. The record is from RefSeq and is a predicted model, not a curated record. Gene Ontology annotation, biological process: interstrand cross-link repair. Gene Ontology annotation, cellular component: mitochondrion; nucleus. The coding region runs from base 245 to 2119 and encodes 624 amino acids.
AUAACAGUCGUAGGUUUUCUUCCCAAUGGUUUCAGAGAUAUGACGCCAGGUUUCUUCUUUCGAUCCCUGCGAUCCCUUGCAUCACGUGAUGACGUGAGUGGUUGCACUAACUCGCGUCUGCCUGAUGUGGUGACUGCAUUGUUAUGGUUGGUGGGGAUCGGGAGGCAACUUGCACUGCGACAAAGCCGAGUAGGUCGAGGCCGCUUUCAACCCCUCACAAUGCAUCGACCCGUGCAGCGACGCAAUGGCUCGAUCCAACGUGCAAGAUGAUGAAGAUGAGUUUGGCUGGGAUCUUUCGCUAGAGGAUGAAUUGCUCCUUUCCAACAUUGCAGACCACGCUCAAGACCCUGCGCGACGUCCCCGCUCUUCUAGCGCUGGCUCUGAGACAACCAUCACCACUAUAACAACCGUCGACCAGCGCGCUACGGCAAAGAGACUGCUUCCGGCGCGGACUUCAAACAAUACUGUCCCUAACCUCCAGGCCGACAUCACAGCCGCGUUUCCCGCAAGUCCCUGGACUGAGGCCAUCGAUAUUGACAGCGUCGCCGACACAGCCUCAAUCGGGCCAAGGCUCGGCUAUGACAAUGGCGCGCACACUGCGCGCCUCGGCCGGUUUGAUAGCCAGAGACAUGUCAGCUCUGGCUCUACCGUAUCGAACAUUUCGGAACAAAGCACCAAGAUUGUAUAUGGCAAGCAAGCGGAUGUACGCUACCCCGAUUUGAGCAUCCCACUAUCAGCCAUCAAACCUGCUCCAAGCGCCGACAUUGAAGAUUUGCCCCAGUCUUCUUCGGCUGGUAACGAGGCGGCAAAACCGCUCAAAUCGCCCCUCGCCCGCUUCCGAACCUUUCCCAGGAAACCACUAUCCGUCACAGACUUCUCGUCGCUGGUAUGGUGCGAGCAGCAGCAUGAGUACACCCUCACGCGGCUCGGCGGGCGCAAGCCCAGGACGGCCGCCAUGAAGGGCGGUACCAAGAUACACGAGCAGCUCGAGCGCGAGGUGUACAGGACGGUGCGCGUCGAGGUCAUGACUAAAGAGGACGCGUUUGGCCUCAAGAUUUGGAACAUCAUACAGGGCCUGCGCACGCUUCGCGACGACGGCCUGACGCGCGAGCUCGAAGUGUGGGGUUUGGUGGACGGUCAUGUUGUCAACGGCUUGAUUGAUGGCCUCAGUGUCCAGCAUCCGGAUCCCCAGUUUGAGGAGGAGCUUUUGAGUCAGUCUGGAAGCCAGGAAGAAGCUGCUGGGCUGAGUGAAAACCACAAGAUUACCGACUUUUUCACAGGUGUAAAUCCGUCUCAGGAUUUGAGAGGGCCGGCUCGCAAGGUUUGGCUUUUUGAUGUCAAGACCAGAGGGCAUUGGUCUCUUCCUAGCAAGGUUCAUCUGCGACCCGCGAUGAUACAGCUUUAUCUAUAUCACCGAUUCUUGGCAGACAUGGCUGCGUGUAGACUCGACUAUUUGCACGUCUACCGACGAUACGGCCUCGAUCCAGACCUACCGUUCUCCGACCUCUUUCUCGCUCAGAUCGGAUCUUUGCAUGAUGAGGUGUUUCAGGACUCGAGUUCAACGCCGCCAUCUCCGGAUUCUUCAUCACAAGACAGCGAAUAUUCAAGUGAAACUGAGGCCACAACCACGGCAACGUCAGCUCCAUCCUCGAUGCCUGCAGAUGAGCGACUUCGCUAUCGAUCUCUAAGGCAACUCAUUCCACUACUCAAGAGCGAACUCAAGCAAACAUUCCCAAGAGGUGAAGCUUCUCUCGGUCAAGUGGUAUCAAUAGAGUACCGGUACAGGGGUCUACCAAAGCGAAAGAAGGAAAUCAACAUUGACUUGAGCAUGGAAGAUGAGGAAGACUCUGAUGUGGGCGCCCUCAUCGGCCAUCACAAUUUUGAUGUUGCCGACGAGAAUCUGCCGUCGUGUUUGGAGGACCACAUGGAGUGGUGGCGUGGUGAGAGGCCAGCCAAUGGAGUCCCCGUCGAGGAGGCCGAUAAGUGCCGUUAUUGUCAAUUUGCAGACAUUUGUGAGUGGCGGGCCGAAAACCACCUCAAGUUGCUUGAGGAAAGUCGGCAACGGAAGGCAAGGACCGCCGCCUCUGUACAGAAGGGCAAAUGGAGAAAGUAUGCAUAA